This is a messenger RNA of Dendrobium catenatum, 4020 nucleotides long. Its product is annotated as protein NRDE2 homolog. The transcript is spliced from 11 exons. Gene Ontology annotation, biological process: regulatory ncRNA-mediated post-transcriptional gene silencing; negative regulation of RNA catabolic process; RNA processing. Gene Ontology annotation, molecular function: protein binding. Bases 48 to 3536 code for a protein of 1162 amino acids. Lineage: Eukaryota; Viridiplantae; Streptophyta; Magnoliopsida; Asparagales; Orchidaceae. Gene Ontology annotation, cellular component: catalytic step 2 spliceosome. The record is from RefSeq and is a predicted model, not a curated record.
CCCAAGUUUCUACUUAAUGGGCAAGGCGGAAAUCGGAGGCGGGUGCCAUGGACGCUGCGAACCUUGAAGCGACUGGGAAUGAGAGGGGCCUAGAGGAGACAAAGCGACAACCCCAAUCGUCCGUCUUAUUCCCUCUCUUCCCAUCCUCCGACCUCUCUCCAUCUCUUCCUGAGACGUCCGAACCCGCGAAAUGGCUAUGCAACCCCAGCUUCACCUUCGAUGUAUCCGAAGUACCCACCAUCGCUACGGCUGCCGUCCCAAUGGCGGUCCCUUUCGAAAACUCGGACGAAGAAGAGGCAGCAGCACCAAGGAAACCGUACUAUGAGCCCGUGUCAUCGCCGUCUUCGUCGGAAUCAGAGCGGCCUUCAGAGCGGAAAGAGAAAGGGAGGCGGAGAAAGAGAAAGAGAGCGAUGGGGAGGGAAAAGCUAAGUCAUGAAUCUUCUAGAAAGUCGGGUGUUCGAGCUUGGAUUGGUUCUGAAACAAAGCCUGGCAAGGAUUAUUACUUUGAUGUUCAUGGGGAUCGGGAUAAUUUAGCGUUUGGUUGUCUCUACAGAAUGGAUGUUGCGCGACACAAGCUUCAGAACCAUUCAGAUCUUUCAGAGUUUGAUUUUGAGCUCCUAUACCAUCGGCGAUCUUCAAUUUCAAGCAUUGAUAAUGAUCAUGACCUUGAUGUUUUGGAUACCAAAUUAAAAGGAGGCCGCUACUAUUCUGUGAAAUUUACAGCCUUAGAAAGGCACAAGGGCUUCAAACAUAUAAAAGUUGUUAAGAAGAAGCCCUCCUUGAUUCCAGACGAGUACAUUCCUCUAGUGGAACUUCAUAUUACCACUGAAAAUGGCAGGAAUGAGUUAAAUUCACAUGUUGAGCUUGAGGAAUCUUGGGAGGAUGAAUUACUACGAAGAACAAGAGAGCUAAACAAAAUGUCUAGAGACUUCCCUCAUGAUGAGAAAGUAUGGCUAGCUUUUGCUGAAUUUCAGGAUAAAGUUGCAAGCACUCAGCCACAAAAAGCAGCUCGAUUGCAGACGCUUGAGAAGAAGAUAAAUAUUUUAGAAAAGGCUGUUGAGCUUAAUCCGGAUAAUGAAGAAUUGUUGCUUUGUCUUUUGAAGUCAUAUCAAGAGCGGGAUACCACUGAAUCUCUCAUGGAAAAAUGGGAGAAAGUGCUUAUGCGACAUUUUGAUAGUGUCAUGUUAUGGAAAGAAUUCUUGCUUGUCCGUCUGGGGGAGUUUUCCCAGUUUAAAGUAUCUGAUAUUAGAAAAACUUAUGGUCAUGCCAUCCAGGCUCUGUCCUCAGCUUGCAACAAGCUUUGUAGGCAGGGCUACCAAUCUAACGAUUUGAAUUCUAAAGAUUCUUCUUUGGUUCAAUUAGAGCUUGGUCUAGUUGAUAUAUAUACUAAUUUGUGCCGAUUUGAAUGGCAAACUGGACACCAAGAGUUAGCUACUGGAUUAUUUCAAGCAGAAAUUGAGUACAGUUUGUUUUGCCCUUCUUUACUUCUCAGCUCACAUAGUAAACAAAAACUCUUUGAACACUUCUGGAACAGUAGUGGUGCCAGACUUGGUGAGGAUGGAGCUCUUGGGUGGUCUACAUGGUUGGAAAAAGAGGAGCAGAAUAGGAAAGAAACUAUUUCUGAAGAAAUAGUGGAGGAGUCUGAAGGAGGCUGGUCUGGUUGGAUGGAUCCUUUUUCUAAGGAGUCUACAGCUAAGGAAGAGAAUUCAGGGAAGCGUUUGGAUGUCGAGAGUACUGAAGACAAUCCUGAUAAUGAAUUUACUCCUCUGACUGAUGAUGUUGAAACAUUGUUAAAGAAGCUUGGGGUUGAUGUAGAUGCUGAUCCUCGUACUGAGGUUAAAGAUACAAUAACUUGGAAAAAAUGGUCGCAGGAGGAGCUAUCAAGGGAUUCAGAGCAAUGGAUGCCUAUUCGUGAACAUUCUGGAAAUUGUGGAAGCUUGGCCUCACCUUACCCUGAGGAUAUUCAAGAUAUGGACAGAGAUCAGCUUUCAAGGGUGAUUUUGUUCGAAGAUGUAAAUCAAUAUUUAUUUUCUCUGUGCUCUAAUGAAGCCCGAUACUCUUUGAUCUCUCAAUUUAUUGAAUUCUUUGGUGGAAAAAUUCCUCGGUGGACAUGCACAAACAAUGCGAGUUGGUUGGAAAAAGUUCUCAGCCUAGAAUCAUUGGAAGAUUCUAUUUCAGAAGAUUUAAGAGAUGCUUCUAAUGUGUGUAAUGGAGCCGAGCAUCCAGUUCCUAUGGUAUUAGAAUCUCUCUUGGGCAGCAACAGUGAUAUAAGUAGGAAUACAAGUAUCAUGGUGUUUCUUCGAAAUGCAAUUUUGCUAUGUCUAAAUGCUUUCCCACGUAAUCAUAUAUUGGAGGAGGCCCUUAUUACUGUUGAAGAGUUAUCUUUUUCUCAAAUGAGUACUUCUAUUUCCUCCACCAAGCCGUCGCGAGCUCUGGCCAAGUCUCUGUUGAAAAAAGAUCGUCAGGACUUGUUGCUUUGUGGUGUUUAUGCACGAAGUGAGGCUGCUUAUGGGAAUAUCGAUAUUGCAAGGAAAAUUUUUGACAUGGCUUUAUCAUCUGCCAAUGGACUACCCAUGGAGCUUAUGGAACACAUUCCACUUUUAUACCUCUGGUAUGCGGAGAUGGAAAUGGCAGCAUGUAACUCAAGCAGUAAUGCUGGGCAAUUCUCGCAACGUGCAGUGCAUAUACUAUCCUGUUUAGGUGGUAAACUUAAGUACAGCCCUUUUACAGCCGAACCAUCUGGUUUAGAUAUUCUGAGAGCACGACAAGGAUUCAAGGAACAAGUUAAAAACAUGCGUUCUGCUUGGGCUCAUGGUGAUGUGAAGGAAUCUUCAGUUGCUCUCAUUCGCUCAGCAUCUUUGUUUGAGCUCUUAACCACUGGGUGGUCUGCUGGUAUUCAAAUUAUAAAGGAAGCUUUCUCCAUGGCACUUCCAGAAAGAAGAAGUCAUAGUUUGCAGCUUGAAUCUUUGUGGAUGCACUAUUUAAGAACACUUAAAAAAUAUAUCAAGCAGUUAAAGUUCUCAGGAGUGUGGGAAGUCGUAGCACAGAGCUUACAAAUGUACCCUUACAAUCCAAAAAUUUUUAGUACCAUGGUGGAAGUCAGUUGUCUUUUCACUGCCAGGCACAAAGUUCGACAGUUGUUUGAUGAAUAUAUGCAAAGGAAACCAUCUGUGAUUGUAUGGCUCUUUGCAUUGGCAUUUGAAUUAGGUAAACCUGGAACUGAACAUAGAGUUCACGGUUUGUUUGAGAAAGCACUGGCAAUUGAUAAAUUUCAGAAGUCGGCACUACUUUGGCGCUGUUAUCUAGCUUAUGAAACGGACAUAGCAUGCAAUCCUUCUGCAGCCAGGCGGAUUUUCUUCAGGGCUAUUCAUGCCUGUCCAUGGUCAAAAAGGUUAUGGCUUGAUGGGUUUCAGAAACUAAGCUCGAUAUUGUCCGCAAAGGAGUUAUCGGAUUUGCAGGAAGUCAUGCGUGACAAAGAAAUACACCUUAGAACUGACAUCUAUGAAAUCCUUCUACAAGAUGAAAUGGAGGUAUGAUGCGAACCUCAUUUUGGUACUACUUCACACUGUAUAAUAAUACUGGCGUAUCCAGCUUUCCAUAAAGAUGAUAUAGUGAUCUUGCUCGGUUGUGAAAAAUUGUUACUUUGUCCAGCUUUUGCACAAAAAAGAUUUCAACCGCCUUUUUAUUAUAUGGCCCGGCAUAUUUUUAGGCUUUUGCAAACGCACCAACAAGAUACCUUGAUUUGUGUGCAAAGUUGAAAAUUGUUGCAUACAAUUAUUUUGUGUAAACACUUUCAAGGUCUUUUUUUACCAAAAAGAGCAUUAUUAAAUUCUCUUAUGGAAGGCCACGUAGAUGAAGCUAUGUAUUAUUGUCUUGCAUAAAAUAUUCAACCUGCAACAUUUUGUAACAAUGUGGCAAUACGUAUAUCAUAGAGCGCAGUUCAGUCUCUCGAAGGUAUGAGCUCAUUGCCACGAGUCAUAGCAAGACAAGUUUAAUGUGACACGCCUUUCAAUCAUCUCA